This is a messenger RNA of Funneliformis caledonium, 302 nucleotides long. Lineage: Eukaryota; Fungi; Glomeromycota; Glomeromycetes; Glomerales; Glomeraceae. The record is from the annotation of a GenBank genome assembly.
AUGCCUACACACACACAGAACUACCCAUCAGUUUUACACUCAGAAAAACUUUCUCAACACUCAGUUGCUGAAUUAGGCAUAGAGUACGCCAGCUACGUUUUUAUAGCCACGCACACGCAGAGCUACCCGUCAGUUUUACACUCAGAAAAACUUUCUCAACACUCAGUUGCCAGAUUAGCUAUAGAGUACGCUAGCACUAUCAAAUCUGCGAAGCCGAAAAAAAAAUUUGGCUUUAAUUCAUCAGCCAAGGUUGAGUAUGAAUUCUGUUUAUUAACUGAUACUGAGUGUGGCUGUUCAAUCCA